CUUUCCGUCGCCGAGUCCCCGCCCCUCGGCGGUAUAAAAGGCGGCUGCGCAGCCUCAGUCGGUCUUCUCCCGCUCGAACCGGAGUCAGAACCAGCAGCCGAAGCACCGGAGCUCAUCUUGAAGGACCAUGGCCGAACAGAAGGAGCGCACCUUCAUCGCCGUGAAGCCGGACGGCGUGCAGAGGGGCCUGAUCGGCGACAUCAUCAAGAGGUUCGAGCAGAAGGGCUUCAAGCUGGUGGGCAUGAAGAUGAUCCAGGCGUCUCGGGACCUCCUGUCCGAUCACUACGUGGACCUGAAGGACCGGCCCUUCUUCCCCACGCUCAUCGAUUACAUGAGCUCUGGUCCUGUGGUGGCCAUGGUGUGGGAGGGGAAAGGCGUGGUGAAGACGGGCCGCGUGAUGCUGGGUGCCACCAACCCGGCCGACUCCAGCCCCGGGACCAUCCGAGGAGACUUCUGCAUCGACGUGAGCAAGAACAUCAUCCACGGCAGCGACUCGGUGGACAGCGCCAAGACGGAGAUCUCCCUGUGGUUCAAGGACGACGAGCUGGUCAGCUACACCAGCUGUGCCUUCAGCUGGCUGUACUGAGCCCCCCCCCCACCAUCCUCAUACUGUAGACCCCCCCAUUCCUCUACAGACAUUCCACCCUGUCAUUCCUCAACCUGACGUCACUUUGGUUUGAAUAAAGUCCAACAACACCUCGG
Messenger RNA from Salarias fasciatus (jewelled blenny), 702 nucleotides. Its product is annotated as nucleoside diphosphate kinase A2-like. Lineage: Eukaryota; Metazoa; Chordata; Actinopteri; Blenniiformes; Blenniidae. The transcript has 5 exons. The record is from RefSeq and is a predicted model, not a curated record. Gene Ontology annotation, biological process: UTP biosynthetic process; GTP biosynthetic process; CTP biosynthetic process. The coding region runs from base 128 to 586 and encodes 152 amino acids. Gene Ontology annotation, molecular function: nucleoside diphosphate kinase activity.